Chlamydomonas reinhardtii is the source of this 1064-nucleotide messenger RNA. RefSeq lists its product as uncharacterized. The record is from RefSeq and is a predicted model, not a curated record. The transcript has a single exon. Bases 118 to 360 code for a protein of 80 amino acids. Lineage: Eukaryota; Viridiplantae; Chlorophyta; Chlorophyceae; Chlamydomonadales; Chlamydomonadaceae.
CGUGUCACCACAAGCAACAAAAUGGGGGUCAUACAUACGAACGCGCUAAUUGUGUAUGUGUGGCGCACGAUCACGCACAAUCAUGAUCGCAGAUAAGCAGCAAGCAAGCGAACGGAAAUGCUUACGUACGUGGGGGUGUUGGUGGGCUGGGCGGGCUGGGCGGUCGCGGGCUGGGCGGCGCAGGUGGCUGCGGGCUGGGCGGACGAGGAGAAGGAGGGCGAGGAGGAGAAGGUGGUGGGCUGGGCGGCUGCGGGCUGGGCGGCUGCGGGCUGGGUGGCUGCGGGCUGGGCGGCUGCGGGCUGGGUGGAUCAGGGCUGGGCGGCUGUGGGCUGGGUGGAUCAGGAGAGGGGGGAGGGCUAGGAGGGCUUGGCGGGCUCGGCGGGCUUGGCGGAGUCGGUGGUGAAGGCGGGGGGGCGGGACUGAGGCUGGGACCCUGUGUGCAGGUGACUGCAGCCUGAAAGUACUCGGUGCCAUCGUCACGUAUGCCAAUGGUAUAAAACUCAAUUGAGGGGCAAGAGAAUGAGACAGCGCACCAAGGCUGCAAAUACCUGGUAGGCAAGGUAGUUCCGUACUCAUUUACCGUGCAGCCGGAGUACGUGAUGCGGCCGACACGGUAGGUUUCCAAGCAGUCGCAGACGCCGUUGCCCCAAGUACCCUGCUUGACGUACGUGCACACGCCAUCGUUCCUAUUGUAGGUCUGGACCCUGCCCCACUGCAGGAUGUAAGCUGUUGAGUCGUCCCACACCGUGAAUACAGCGCAGUUGUAGGUGGAGCUGCAGGCCACCUCCGCCUCCAACGCCGACAUUGCAGGACUAACGUAGGAACUGACACGAAGGUUCCAGGUCGUAUCAACGAGCGCAGUGUACCCGGCCCUGGGUGGACAGCCUGCAUGCAUGAUACGGCGUCACGUCAGCAGUCGUGGGGCGCCAGGUGAUGAGUUCAUUGAACGCACAACGCACACUUGCAACUGAUCAAUCAAUGACAACAAAUUCAAUACUAAUAACACAGCGCGCACGGUGACGACAAACCACGCAUCCCUGUAAUCCCUGUAACCGCAUACAUAC